AUCCCGUACGGCAUGUUCACGUCUUUACCGUAAAAACCAGAUUGAUUUUAUCAUUAAAUCAAUGUAAUCAAAGUACGAAAUGGAAUAAAAAAAAUACUGAAGCUUGGUGUUCGUAACUUUAUAAAUAAAUAUAAGCAAAUUUAAUAUAAUAAUUCCAUUAUCAGUUACGUAAUAAAGUUUCGUGUUCGUCGAGAUGAGGUCAGUCGGCUAGAUAAACUUGAGAUUUUCUCGGUUUCACAACGCGAGUGCUAAUUGUUAAUAAUAUGGUCACAUCAGUUAUGGAUAUAAUAGUCGUUGGUUGCGGCGCCUCCGGGAUUGCAGCGCUGCGGAAACUUCACGAGGCCGGCUUAAAGGUGCUCGGUUUAGAAGCUGCUGAUAGGAUCGGGGGUAGAAUUCGUACGGUAGAAUAUGGUGACUGUUUUCUUGAUUUAGGAGCCGCUUGGUGCCAUGGUGAGAAAGGCAAUGUUGUAUUUGAUCUAGCAAAUCCAUUAGAUCUCUUGGGUAGACCAAAACCGGACCAAAAAUAUUUUGUCCUGUCAAACGGAACUUUGCUGCCUAUUGAAGCGGGCGAAGGAAUCGUUCAAGCUUUAAAUGAAGAAUUAGCUACUGCUAAUAAGAAUACUAAAGGAUCGAUUUCUGCAUGUAUACGAAAUGCGGCGAAGACCAAUCCAACCCUAAAAGAAGAUCCUGAAUUAGCUCAAUCAUUUGUAGAAUGGUACGAAAAAAAUAACCACGUUGGUGGACAAAUUGAUCCAAAGAAGGGGAAAUCUUUAAAAGGUUUAGAAGUGUUUUCAAAUUGUGAAGGAGAAUUUAUGCUUAACUGGAAAGGAAGAGGUUAUACGACUAUACUUGAUAUUCUCUUGAACAAAUAUCCUGAUCCCUCAAAAGAACUACCAAUCGAAAUACAUCUUAAGAAAGAGGUCGAAAGCAUAAAAUGGCGAACAAGUAAACCAGGUCUGGAUGCCGGAAAUCCUCUGGUUCAAAUCAAAUGUAAAGACGGCAGUUUGUAUGCAGCGAAAAGCGUCAUUGUUACUGUAUCCCUUGGAGUUUUAAAAGAAAGACACCACCAAUUAUUCAACCCUCCUUUACCCUCUGAAAAGAUCAAUGCAAUCAAUAAUCUCCAACUCUGUGUGCUCGACAAAAUCUAUAUUGAGUUUACAAAGCCAUGGUGGCCAAAAACACCAGCUUGUUUCAAUAUUUUGUGGAGAAAAGAAGAUAAAGCCAAAUUUACAAGUGAAGAACAAUGGGUAACUGAAAUUCCUGGUUUCAAUACUGUGGAGUAUCAUCCUAAUUUGCUUUUGGCUUGGAUUUAUGGAGAAGGGGCGAAGAAAAUGGAGAAUACCAGCGAAGAACGAGUUAAAGCUGGUGUUUUUAAGCUGUUGGAAGUGUUUUUCAACAAGGAAUUCAAUGUAACACCGGUGAAAUCUAUUUUAAGGUCGCAAUGGGCGUCAAAUCCUCUAGCUAGAGGCGCGUAUUCGUACCGCAGUGUUGCCACAGAGGAAAAUGGCGGUAGUGCUGUAAUUUUAUCCGAACCGUUAUAUCACGGCAACAAUUUCCCCGUCGCUUGUUUCGCGGGCGAGGCGACGUCACAUCAUAGACAUUCAGCCGUCCAUGGUGCCGUGGAAGCUGGAUUCCGAGAAGCUGAAAGAUUGAUUGCCAGUUUUACAAAAUAAUUUUUAGUAUUAUACAAACGAAACCUACUUUUAACAAAAAAAAAUUUUUUUUUCUAUAUCAUU
Messenger RNA from Vanessa tameamea, 1736 nucleotides. Its product is annotated as spermine oxidase-like. The record is from RefSeq and is a predicted model, not a curated record. Bases 264 to 1673 code for a protein of 469 amino acids. The transcript has 7 exons. Lineage: Eukaryota; Metazoa; Arthropoda; Insecta; Lepidoptera; Nymphalidae. Gene Ontology annotation, molecular function: polyamine oxidase activity.